Hippocampus comes (tiger tail seahorse) is the source of this 1098-nucleotide messenger RNA. Its product is annotated as zinc finger protein Pegasus-like. Gene Ontology annotation, cellular component: nucleus. The annotation marks the transcript as partial. Lineage: Eukaryota; Metazoa; Chordata; Actinopteri; Syngnathiformes; Syngnathidae. The record is from RefSeq and is a predicted model, not a curated record. Gene Ontology annotation, biological process: positive regulation of transcription by RNA polymerase II. The transcript has 3 exons.
UUGUCAUCGUUUGCAGUCCACAUCAGCCACAGUCAUUCACUUUCCGGCUUCCCGGAAAUAUCCCGGUGCGCCGACUGUUCACAAACAUUAUUAAGCAGUUUAUCCUUUUUAAAAUGUUGCUGCAGUGUUGGAUUUUUCCAUUCCUUGCUUUCAAUGGGCGAGGAAAAGCCAGACACGCUGGACUUCGUGAAGGAUUUCCAGGAGUAUCUGAGCCAGCAGACCCAGCAUGUCAACAUGAUAUCGGGCUCCGUCAGCGGCGUUAAGGAGGCCGAUGAACUACCGGCCGAUUGCAGUCAGAACGGGCUGGAUCACCCGGCGGUGGACAUGUCCCUGGAGGACGGCGCUGGGAUUUUGGUGGACGGUUUUGAGAGAACCUUUGACGGCAAACUCAAGUGCCUGUACUGCAGCUACGCCACCCGAGGCACAGCGAGACUCGUCGAGCACAUUCGAAUGCACACAGGAGAGAAACCCCACCGCUGCCACCUGUGCCCGUUCGCCUCGGCCUACGAGCGCCACCUGGAGGCCCACAUGCGCUCGCACACGGGCGAGAAGCCGUACAAGUGCGAGCUGUGCUCCUUCCGCUGCAGCGACCGCAGCAACCUGUCGCACCACCGCCGACGGCGCCACAAACUGGUCCCGAAGAAGGAUGCCCGCUCGCUGCCGCACAAGAAGAUGCUGAGCGUGCUGCAGAAAAAAAGCAGCUCGCUCGGCUACGGCCGCCGCCUCCUCAUCGCCUCGUGCUCUUCUACGCCCAGGGCCUGCGACGCGGACGACCGCUCCCGUGAGCUGCCGAACGAGGCUUAUGACGACGGUCUGGGCGAGGAGGAGCCUCAAAGCCACCUGCGGUCCAACCUGAUCAUGGAGAACCCCCUCAACCAGCUCUCCACCCUGGCGGGCCAGUGCGCCAGCCUCCCGCCUUCGCUCCAGCCCCCUUCGUCCCCAGGAGCGGAAUCCGACGCGGAGGAGAAGCCACUCCUCAUCCAGCGCCCGCUCGCCUCCUCCUCGCCGGCCACCCCCGAACCGCGAGCGCCCCCUCAGCUUAGCAACUGCAGCCCGGCGGGCAGCGAGCGCAGCGGGCCCACCAGCGCCACCAACAGC